AUGUGUGGUAUUUUAUUUUCAUUAACAACUCCAGAUCGUCCUGUUGAUCAGAAUGAAUGGGACAUUUUGAAAGAACUGAAUACGAGAAGAGGACCCGAUUCACAAAACCUUUACCAAGCACAAGUUUGCGACUGCAGCAAUGGUGGCAACUUGGAUCUUCAAUUCUAUUCCACUGUGCUUCAUUUGAGAGGAGCAGACGUUGUGCCUCAGCCUCGCUGUGACCAAACUACUGGCAAUACCUUAUGCUGGAAUGGUGAAAUAUUUGGUGGAGUUGACGUAGCAUGUGGCGAGAACGAUACGCAAGUUUUGAUGAAUACGCUGGAAAAAGCGUCCACCGAAACCGAGAUACUAUCAGUACUGCAAUCCAUUGAAGGACCAUUUGCAUUUGUGUACUACAGAGCAUCCACAAGGAAAGUUUAUUUUGGCCGUGAUUGCCUUGGACGCAGAUCGCUGUUGUGGUUGAGGUCAGAGACAGGUGCUUUCAUGUUGAGCUCAGUUGGAAAGGCAAAAACACAUCAGGAGGAUGCAGAUAGUUGGGAGGAAGUGCCUGCAAAUGGCUUUUACUGUAUUGAUCUCAAUGUCAAUAUCGCCAAUGCAGAUAAACAAGUGAACACUGAGCUGCCCAGAGCGUGCAGUAUUCCGCUGCAAUUGUUCCCUUGGAUAUAUAUGCAAAACAACAAUAAACCGGACCUGUUGAGAGAAGGAAAACUGAGCUUUCCCUUUCCAAGAUUGAAUGCAACGAUACCGGAUCUGGAGGUGAUUGAGGGAGCAGAUGCGGACACAGAACCUGUGAUAGAUCAAGAUAUGAAAAGAGCCAUUGCAGAAUUCAGAUCUGUGCUGGGUGAGUCUGUCAAAAAACGAGUUGCUGAUAUACCCUAUUUAGAUACAAAAGGGCAGGCUCGAGUUGCCAUCUUGUUUUCAGGAGGGCUGGACUGUAUAUGUUUGGCUGCCCUAGCAAACGAGUAUUUGCCAAUGUCAGAAUCCAUUGAUCUGCUGAACGUCGCGUUUGAGAAUCCUCGGGCAGAGAAGGCGAAAACACAGCCUCCUAAAAAGUCCAAGAACAGAAAGCCCAAGAAGAGUCAAUUGGAAGGAGAACCAGAAGAAAAGCAACUAGUCGAGCAAGAGAAGCGAUCCAUCUAUGAUACACCAGACCGCCUCACAGGCAAAGCGGGUGUGGAGGAAUUGAGACACAUUGCACCUGAGCGAACAUGGAAUUUUGUGGAAAUCAAUGUGCCGUAUCCAGAAGCCAUGGAGUACCGACAACGCAUCAUUGACAGAAUGUUUCCCUUGGAUACAGUGAUGGAUCUGAGUAUCGCCAUGGCAUUUUGGUUCGCAUCGCGAGGAAAAGGCAUUGUGCGUGUGGAUGGCCGCACAGUAGACUAUGAAAGCCAUGCUCGUGUGCUUAUUUCGGGAUUAGGUGCUGACGAACAACUGGGAGGAUACUCGAGACAUCGUGAAGCAUAUCGACAUGGUUGCUGGGAGAGGUUAAUACAGGAAACUCAAUUAGACGUAGACAGAAUCUCCACUCGCAAUCUUGGCCGUGAUGAUCGUAUCAUGUCAGACCAUGGAAAGGAAGUGCGAUUCCCAUUUCUAAGCACUUAUGUUGUCGACUGGUUAUGUCAGCAACCCAUUCAACUCAAAAUGGAUCUAAGAUACAAUAGAGGAACUGGAAGAGAGCUAUUCAAUUUGGUGCAAAAACAGCCAAGAUGA
This is a messenger RNA of Mucor velutinosus, 1710 nucleotides long. RefSeq lists its product as uncharacterized. The transcript is spliced from 6 exons. The record is from RefSeq and is a predicted model, not a curated record. Gene Ontology annotation, molecular function: asparagine synthase (glutamine-hydrolyzing) activity. Bases 1 to 1710 code for a protein of 569 amino acids. Lineage: Eukaryota; Fungi; Mucoromycota; Mucoromycetes; Mucorales; Mucoraceae.